AUGGAGGCACUCGAAAAUGUGCUCAGUGCUUUGAAUCUCAAUGUUCCCAUGCCUGGGGUCAAUAACGCGGAAGUGCUUGCCAAUCCGCUCGACGUGUGCCGCACCUACCUCGCCGAAGUACUGGCAGACGCUGUCGGCUGUGACAUCAACGUAGCUUACAAGUCCAUUCAAUGGCCGAACAACAUCUUCAAUGGCGACCUGGCGGUCAUACUCCCGAAGCUCCAGCCUGGUGCUAAAGCUGAAGAAGUGGCUGUUGGGCUUAUGAAGAAGUUUCCAAUCGACCAUCCCCUCUUCGUCCUGCCAUUUCUAGAGGGUGUUCAUUUCCGUGUUUUCGUGAAGCCAGAGUCGCUAACCCGCCUCCUCUUACCGUACAUCUCAAGUCGGAAAGAUGCUUACGGAUCCAUCCCGUCUCCUGGGGAUGCGCGCAAGAAGCUCGUCGUCGAACUCUCCUCCCCGAACAUCACCAGCGAGUUCCAAGGAAAGCACCUGCGAAGCACAAUCAUCGGCGCAUUCAUCGGCCGAGUCUACGAGGCGAUGGGAUGGGACGUAACGCGCAUCAACUAUCUCGGCGACUGGGGCAAGCCGAUCGCGUUGUUGUACGUUGGCUGGUCGAAGUACGGCUCGGAAGAAGCGUAUGCGGCGGAUCCGGUCGGACAACUUCUGGAGGUCUACCACAAGAUCGAAGAAGACUUCAAACCCGAACAGGCAGCGAGCAAAGCAGCGCGCGACGAAAUGGCAAAGGAAGGCGAAGACACGGGCGAAGCGCAGGCCGAGAUUGAAAGCAAGGGCAUCUUCGCAGAACGUAACGAAGCUUUCAAGAAGCUAGAAGAAGGCGAUGAGGAGCUUGUGGCCUUUUGGAAGCGCGUGCGAGAUGCCAAUAUCGACAACUACACCAGGUUCUACGAGCGACUUGGUGUGCGCUUCGAUGAGUACUCUGGCGAGUCGCAGAUUAAGCCUGAGACUAUGGUGGAAGUCGAACAGAUGCUGAAGGAGAAGGGUAUCUCGGAGGAGAGCGGGGGAUCUCAGAUUAUCCACAUGCAGAACAUAGGUGCGAAGGCUGGUACGGCCAUCAUUCGCGACCGCUCCGGUAGCAGCACGUACCUCCUCCGAGACCUCGCCGCGGUGUUGGAGCGUUCGAGGAGGUACUCGUUCGACAAGAUGGUAUACGUGGUUGCCAGCGACAACAGCGUCCACUUUACUCAACUCACCAAGGUCUUGGAAGCGAUGGACAUGAAGGAGCUGGCCGACAAGCUCCAGCAUGUCAAGUUCAGCGAGGUAUCGAAGAUGGCGGCGACGCUUGGUAAAGGGUACAAGCCGCAGGGUAUAUUGGACGCAUGUGAGGAAGCGAUGACUGCGUUGUCGGAGGCCGAUGCCGAGAAACUCGAAGUGGUAGGUGGGUUGGAUGAUGUUAAGGAAGGACUCGCGACAUCGUCACUGCUCGUGCAAGAGCUCUCGACUCGCCUGACCACAACACAUGCAUUCGACACUGGUGCGAUGGCCUCCUUCAAGUUUGGGUCGGGCCCGGAUCUGCAGUACUGGCUGGCUAAGCUCCGCCGAUUGCUCAAAGGUGCUGAUGCCGCUGAACUCUCGGAUGAAGAUUACGAAGUGUUGGCUGAAGAAGACCCGGCCAAUCUUCUGCGCAUUCUGGCUCAGUACCCGGAGGUCGUGAAUGCGACCUACCAUUCGCUCGAGCCGGCUGGUGUUGUUACUUAUCUCGCCAGUGUGACUGAGCAGCUUGCUGAAUGUCUUCCAGAGGAUGCUGAGGGUGAUCAGGAUGCGAAGAUCACCCCCGGUCUGGCGGCGCUCUACGAAGCGACUGCAGUCGUGCUGGAGAAUGGCAUGAAGCUGCUAGGAUUGGCGCCGAUCGUGCAGUCAUUGCCGGACAGAGCGGAUACGCCGGUGAUGGGAUGA
Messenger RNA from Alternaria novae-zelandiae, 1911 nucleotides. RefSeq lists its product as uncharacterized. Gene Ontology annotation, biological process: arginyl-tRNA aminoacylation; mitochondrial translation. NCBI's taxonomy places the organism in Eukaryota, Fungi, Ascomycota, Dothideomycetes, Pleosporales, Pleosporaceae. The record is from RefSeq and is a predicted model, not a curated record. Gene Ontology annotation, molecular function: ATP binding; arginine-tRNA ligase activity. Gene Ontology annotation, cellular component: mitochondrion; cytoplasm. The coding region runs from base 1 to 1911 and encodes 636 amino acids. The transcript has 2 exons.